Molecule: messenger RNA, 3041 nt
Organism: Sphaerulina musiva SO2202
Lineage: Eukaryota; Fungi; Ascomycota; Dothideomycetes; Mycosphaerellales; Mycosphaerellaceae
Product: CBF-domain-containing protein
Exons: 1
Coding region: 1-2679 (892 amino acids)
Cellular component (GO): nucleus
Source: RefSeq, a predicted model, not a curated record
AUGAGCGCCAAACGGAAGUCGUUUGACCACGAUCCUCGAGCCAAGGACGAUGGUCGACCGCAAAAGAAACCACGAUCCGAGCGGGUGAAGAAGGAGGACAAGCCUACACUGCUCUUCCAUGCUCGCCCCGACUGGUAUGAGGCUGAACUUCCCGCUCUCGAAACGCACGAGGCAAAAGAUCUGCCUUCUCAACGGACAAUUGAAAAUCUCCUGCAGUAUGCGACAACACUGCUCGAGGCGGAGAACAAGGCGUACAAUGAUGGCCAUCUCGCGGGUUCUUCAUCACACAAGUUUUUGUCCACAAUCAUGGCGAGCGGUACGCUGGAAGACAAGGUGUCAGCCUUGACGCUGCUAGUGCAAGAGUCGCCGCUACACACCAUGAAGGCAUUUGAGAAUCUGCUGAGCUUGUCCAAGAAGAAGAGCAGGAACCAAGCGCUUAUGGCUGUAGCCGCCUUGAAGGAUAUGCUGGGACAGGGAAACGUACUGCCAGGAGACAGGAAAUUGCGCGCUUUUGGCAAGCAGCCACAAUUGCUUGGUGUAUUGCAGGGGAAAGAUGCCAGGUGGAAUGCUGGCGAGGCUCUGCCAGGAGCUCUCACUAAAGAGCAUUUGGUGAUGUGGGCAUUUGAGGAUUGGCUGAAAAAGAAGUACUUUGAGCUGCUGGCAAUUCUGGAGACGUGGUGCAAUGACGAGAUCGAGUACUCCCGACAACGAGCAUUGACAUAUGUAUGGGAACUUCUCAAGGAUAAGCCGGAGCAAGAGGAGAAUCUAUUGCGGCUACUAGUGAACAAGCUUGGAGAUACCGAACGAAAGGUAGCGUCAAGAGCUUCGUACCUGCUGCUUCAGCUGGAAAACACACAUCCUGCGAUGAAGCAAAUCAUCACCAACAGCGUGGAGGCGGACUGUCUGUACCGACCAGGACAGAGCGACCAUGCCAAAUACUAUGCCAUCAUCACACUCAACCAGACCAUUUUGAGUCGCAAGGACGAAGCGCUCGCGAAUAGGCUGCUGGAGAUAUACUUUGGCUUGUUUGUGCAGUUGCUCAAGCCAGCAGAAGCGAAGAAAUUUGCACCAGAAAAGAACUCUGUCAAUGCCACUCCAGCUCAAGGCGGAGGAGGCAAGGCUGGCAAGAUGGCGGCGAAGAAGCGAAAGGCCGAAGAAAAGAACGAGGAGUCAGCAGUGCAAUUUCACGACAAAAUGAUAUCGCAAGUCCUUGCUGGUGUCAAUCGUGCCUUUGCAUUCGCAGACAUGAGUGAUCCCAACUUUGAAAAACAGCUGGACACCAUUUUCAGAGUCGCGCACUCCGCCAACUUCAAUACCAGCAUUCAAGCACUCAUGCUGCUCCAGCAAAUAUCGUCGAGAAAGCACUUUGGUGCCGACAGAUACUACCGGACACUGUACGAGAGUCUGCUCGAUCCACGUCUCUUCAACAGCAGCAAACAGGUUCUGUAUCUCAACCUACUCUACAAGAGCUUGAAGGCAGACUUGAACGCCAAACGUGUGCAAGCCUUUGUCAAGCGCAUGUUGCAGGUCAUCACAUUGCACGAACCUGCCUUCGCCUGCGGAGUUCUUUACCUGAUUCAUGAGCUGUCAGGCACGUUCCCCAGCAUACAGAAAAUGAUGACCGAACCCGAAGUCGCAGAUGAGGAUGAAGAAGAGCACUUUGUUGAUGUACCGGAGGACGGUUCGAUGAACCCCAAUGCUCUCGUCUAUACUGCGCCCAGCCACAAAGUCCUCUAUGAUCCUCGAAAACGAGAUCCGGAACAUGCCCAAGCCGAACGAACCUGUCUUUGGGACCUGAUCCCUUCCCUCAGACACUUUCAUCCGUCCGUCGCACUCUUCGCAGAAGCGAUCGCAGGAACGAAAGAGAUGCCACCCAAGCCUGACCCCACUCAACACACCCUCAUGCACUUUCUCGACCGCUUCGUCUACCGUAACCCCAAGACUAAGCAAGAAAAGACACACGGAAGUUCCAUCAUGCAACCUCUCGCCGGCGCCAGUAAGGCUGCAGAUAUUCUCGUCAAGCCUGGAGAUCCCACUCGCAGAGCUCCACUCAACAGUGAAGCAUUCUGGGCCAAGAAGGUUGAGAAUGUGGCAGCGGACGAGGUGUUCUUUCACAAUUACUUCAACGCUGCUGGAAACUCCAAAAGGAAGCCUGCCAAGGAGCAGAAGCAGCGCGGUGCAGUGGAUAGCGAGGAUGAGGAUGCAAUGGAAGACCAGAUCUGGGAGGCUAUCGCCAACUCUCGGCCCGAAGUCGAAGGACCCGAUUCCGACGAUGACUUGUCGAUGGGUGAUCUGGAGAGUCUCUCGGGCGGUAGUGACGACGACGAGUCCGGCUCAGAGGGUGGCAUUGAUCUCGGUGGCGAGGACGGCGAUGGCGCUGCCGAUCUGUCCGCCUUCGCCAGCAUGGAUGGAUUUGGUGGCGAGAGCGAGGAUGAAGCGGCUCUGGAUAGCGACGAUGUGCCUGACCUCGAUGAUGAUGACGAGGAUGCAAUGCUGGGCGAUGAAGACGAGGUUCCCUUUGACGGCUUCGAUGGAGAGGAAGAGGAGGCCGAGGCAGAGACGAAUGCCGCGAGGAACAAGAAGAAGAGAGCAGAGAAGAAGAAGCUGAAGAACCUGCCGGUGUUUGCGAGUGCGGAGGACUAUGCGAAGCUCAUUGGAGAUGAUGAAGAGGGUGUAUAGAUGGGGAUGGACAUUUGUGCGCUAAUCAGGGCUAAUAUGAGUAUUGCAUGCGGACCUACCUACUUCCAUGCCUCUUGAGGCACUCGAUGAUAUUCCAGCAUGGCACAUUCUACAGCAAGGUACCCUAUGAAUUCGUCCCGAAAUGCAGACGGAAGCUGUGUGGACAAGAGCAUUCGAGGAGAAAAGAGCGACUUGCGUGGGAAGCAGCUCUCUUGCCAAGGUUGGCUCCAAUCGUCGCCUUGACUUCCGCUCACCUCGCACUUCCCAUCUCCAUCAAAGUUUCGACAAUAGACUCUCCCAUGACAUGCAAAGACGUUUCAGCGAGGGCCGCCAAUGUAUGCUCAGGCUGCGAAGAAGAAUCG